This is a messenger RNA of Soboliphyme baturini, 531 nucleotides long. The record is from the annotation of a GenBank genome assembly. Lineage: Eukaryota; Metazoa; Nematoda; Enoplea; Dioctophymatida; Soboliphymatidae.
UCAGAAGUGGGUGCGAGCCUGACAUGCACAGUUGUCGAGAAGCCGUCUGCCAAAGCGAUAACUUAUACCAAAGAAGAUGACGAGGAAACCCCGCGACUGCACGUCCCUCCUGUAAAAGCUUACGACAUAGAAAGGACGAUUACGAGGGAUACGGUGGAAGCUGAACGCAAAAGAUUAAUCGCGUUCUACGAAGAGCAGUACCGAAUAGAUCGACUUCGCAUUGAAGAAGAAAUCAGGAGGGAGGUGUUCAAAGAAUUCCAGCAGGUGAUGAGCAUGCGAACGGCUCGCCAAAUAAAAAUGACAGAAAACUUAGUACUCGAUACCCAGAUCUACGCUGACGAUCGAAUUGAGGCGCUUUUGAACUCAGCGAAAGGAGACAUCAACUUGGCCGACGAUUCUUCUGUUUGCAGUGUCGAAUCCAACGCUGGUGAUGUGACAGUGGUUCAGCGAGGCCAAGACGAUGACGAGGAGGUACUCACUUUCGUAUGUAAACAAGUAGUAGAGAUAGUAGAAUUUUUUGACGUUUCUUAA